This is a messenger RNA of Aethina tumida (small hive beetle), 1495 nucleotides long. RefSeq names its product tubulin beta chain-like. The record is from RefSeq and is a predicted model, not a curated record. The transcript is spliced from 2 exons. Gene Ontology annotation, biological process: mitotic cell cycle; microtubule cytoskeleton organization. Gene Ontology annotation, molecular function: GTP binding; GTPase activity; structural constituent of cytoskeleton. Bases 162 to 1445 code for a protein of 427 amino acids. Lineage: Eukaryota; Metazoa; Arthropoda; Insecta; Coleoptera; Nitidulidae. Gene Ontology annotation, cellular component: microtubule; cytoplasm.
AUUACUGACAUAUAAUCACCUUUCAUCCUCGUACACAUUUCCAUUCCUUUUAUUUCUAAAUUCUUAGUGAAAUAAUCGAAAUUAUGAGAGAAAUUGUUCACAUACAGCUAGGGCAAGCCGGAAACCACAUUGGACACAAGGUAGAACAAUGAUUUAAUUUAAUGUUCUGGGAAGUGGUUUGUGCCGAACAUGGAAUUGGAAUGAACGGCAGAUUUGCCGGCACCUCCGAGUUACAACUGGAACGAAUAAACGUAUAUUUCAAUGAAGCCAGACGCGGCACUUACGUACCCAGGGCGGUCCUGGUGGACUUAGAUAAAGCCGGUUUGGAAAACAGCAGAAGAGGCAUUUACGAAAGGAUAUUCAAUCCCGAGAACUUCAUUUACGGUCGCAAUUCUGCCAGCAACAACUUUGCCAAAGGGAUGUUCACAGAAGGUGCCGAAAUAACAGAUCACCUCCUCGAUGUGAUCAGAAGGGAAGCUGAAGGAUGCGAUUUGCUUCAAGGGUUUCAGGUAAUACAUUCACUGGGAGGCGGCACGGGGUCCGGACUCGGUAGUUUGUUGCUACAAAAGCUCCGUGAGGAGUACCCAGACAGGAUCAUCAGCACCUAUUCGGUUGGUCCAAGCGGGAAAGUCUCUGACACGGUUGUGGAGCCGUACAAUGCCGUUUUGAGUAUGAACUAUUUGGUCGAUUUCCCGGACGAAGUGUUCUUCAUUGACAACGAGGCGCUGUUUGAGAUUUGCAGUCGCAAGUUGAAGCUAACUCACGCCAGUUAUUCAGAUUUCAACUUUCUGAUUUCCAAUGUUAUGGCCGGAGUUACCACGUGUUUUAGAUUUCCUGGACAGCUCAAUGCUGAUUUGAGGAAAAUAAAGACGAACAUGGUGCCAUUUCCGACCCUACAUUUCUUCAUAACUGCCUUCGUUCCGAUCAUAUCCAGGGAACAUCUGCCUUAUAAAGCUGGUUCAGUGCCUGAGCUGGUCAGAGAGUUAUUCGACGUCAACAAUUAUAUGUCGCAGUGUGAUCCCAGAAAAGGUAAAUUCCUAACUGUGGCCUGCAUCUUCAGAGGCAGGAUGUCAACCAGGGAAGUUGACGAACAGAUGGUCAACAUACAAGACAAAAAUUCGUCGUAUUUUGUGGAGUGGAUCCCCAAUAAUGUUAAAACAGCUAUUUGUGAUAUUCCCCCGAUGGGAUUUAGAAUGUCUUCAACCUUUAUUGGCAACACUACGGCCAUUAAAGAUGUUUGGAAAAGGAUUUUGGAGACCUUUUCCGUUAUGCUAAGGAGAAAGGCGUUUAUGCAUUGGUAUACCGGUGAAGGGAUGGACGAAAUGGAGUUUCAAGAAGCCGAAAAUAACCUGAAGGAUCUGAUGGCUGAGUACAAGACAUACGAAAAUCUAAAAUCCCAGGAACCAUCACAAGCAGAUACCGACAGUGACCUGGAUGAUGAUUAAACACAUUUCAUGGAUUUGACGUAAAAAUUAAAGUUAUUUCAUUAAAAACA